CAGUUGACUGUCAAACAUCACAAAGAAAAGUGGGUGACGCAAUUAAGCUUAAUUGAUAUUUGUGACAAUGCGUUUGGCAAUAUUUUUAUUAAUAUUUUGCAUAUUUCAUUAUGGUUUUGGAGUCGAUCCAACAAAUUUCAAAACAUGUGAACAAAGCAGUUUUUGCAGGCGUUGUCGUAAAGUACAACCGGGAAAUUCGAAAUUUGCUUUGGUACCAGGUUCUAUGAAUACUUAUUCGAAUGCUAUAACUGCUGAUUUGAUAAACAAGGGUACGCAACAUUUAUUUGCUUUCAAAUUGGAGGCUUUAGUGAAUAAUAGAUUCCGCAUUUUAAUUGACGAAAAGAGUCCAUUAAAGCCGCGCUAUAAAGUAGAACAUGUAUUGAUAGGAGAACCUCAGCCAGAAACCCUUACUGUGGAAAAAGAAGAUCGUUCCGAGAUUGUUUUAGCAUCUGGCAGUAACAAAGCUGUUAUUGCUGCAGAUCCCUUCCGUGUUGAUUUCUAUGAAAACAAUGUUUUGGUUGUAUCUGCCAAUGCCAGAGGUUUAAUGAAUUUCGAACAUUUACGUCACAAACCUCAAGGAAAUCCCGAAGAUGGCCAGGAGGGUGAGGCAGAGAAUAAAGAAAAUCAAGUUGUUAAUACACCAGAAGACAGUGAUCCUGGUGCUUGGGAAGAAAAUUUCAAAUCUCAUCAUGAUUCGAAGCCAUAUGGUCCAGAGGCUGUUGCUUUAGAUUUCUCUUUCCCCGAAGCUGAGGUUCUGUUUGGUAUACCGGAACAUGCAGACAGUUUUGUAUUGAAAUCGACAUCGGGUACAGAUCCCUAUCGUUUAUAUAAUUUAGAUGUUUUCGAAUAUGUAAUUGAUAGUAAAAUGGCUUUGUAUGGUUCUGUUCCGGUACUAUAUGGUCAUGGUGCUCAACGUACCGCUGGUGUUUAUUGGCAGAAUGCUGCUGAAACCUGGGUAGAUAUUUACACGGCCGAAACCAAUGUUGUAUCGUCUAUUGUCAAAUUUGUUUCUGGUUCUCGUAAAGUUGAUCCUCCAGCUGCUCAUUUCAUGUCUGAAUCUGGUAUUAUUGAUGCGUUCAUUUUGAUGGGCCCCACACCUUUGGAUACAUUUAAGCAGUAUACUUCCCUUACCGGUACCGCCAAUUUGCCACAACUCUACACUUUGGCUUACCAUCAGUGUCGCUGGAAUUACAAUGAUGCUAAAGAUGUGGAAACUGUGUCUACAAAAUUCGAUGAAUAUGAUAUUCCCAUGGAUAUUAUGUGGCUGGACAUUGAAUAUACCGAUGGCAAGAAGUACUUUACAUGGGAUCAAUUUAAAUUUGCUGAUCCCUUAAGUAUGAUUAAAAAUCUAACUGAUGUCGGCCGUCAUUUGGUGAUUAUUAUUGAUCCUCAUAUCAAGCGUGAUAGUGGUUAUUUCUUCCACAACGAUUGCACCGACAAGGGUUAUUAUACUAAAUUGCGCGAUGGUAAGGAUUAUGAGGGCUGGUGUUGGCCUGGUUCGGUUAGUUAUCCCGAUUUCUUCCGUCGAGAUGUGCGUGACUACUACGGUGAACAGUAUAUGUUGUCAAACUUUAAGACUGUUACAUCUGAUGUCAUGUUUUGGAAUGACAUGAACGAACCAUCGGUGUUUAAUGGCCCUGAGGUAACCAUGCCUAAGGAUUUAAUACACCAUGGUGAUUGGGAACAUCGUGAUGUACACAAUUUAUAUGGUCAUAUGCAUAUCAUGGGUACCUAUGAUGGUUUGCUAAAACGUGAUCCCAACCAGAGACCAUUUAUACUAACCAGAGCUCAUUUUGCCGGCUCACAACGUUAUGCUACCAUUUGGACUGGCGACAACAUGGCCGAAUGGGGUCAUUUGCAACAUUCUAUCAAAAUGUGUUUGUCUGAAGCUGUAGCUGGUUUUUCGUUUUGCGGUGCUGAUGUUGGUGGUUUCUUUGGCAAUCCCGAUGCUGAACUGUUUGAAAGAUGGUAUCAGACUGGUGCUUUUCUGCCUUUCUUCCGUUCUCAUGCUCAUAUUGAUACCAAGAGACGUGAACCUUGGCUAUAUCCCGAAAAGACACGUUUAGUGAUACGUGAAGCCAUACGCAAGAGAUAUUCAUACUUGCCUUUAUGGUAUACCAUGUUCUAUGAACAUGAAAUUGAUGGCAGUCCUGUUAUUAGACCUAUGUUGACCCAUUAUCCUAAAGACAAGGAAGCGUUUGCCAUUGAUAAUCAGUUAUUGUUGCAAGAUCGUCUAUUGGUCAGACCUGUUAUGCAGCAAGGUGUUAGCAAAGUUGAUGUUUACUUCCCGGCCAUUGAUGACAAGAAAAAUGGCGAUUUGUGGUAUGAUGUGGAUACUCUGCAAAAGUACGAUAAGGCUGGCAAAGAGACUAUCCAAGUUGAUGAGUAUAAGAUUCCAGUAUAUCAACGUGGUGGCUCUAUUAUCCCCAAAAAAGAACGUAUCCGACGUGCUGCUACCCUCAUGAAAAAUGAUCCUUACACACUUAUUGUAUGCUUAGAUCGUAGUGGUAAAGCUGAAGGAACUCUCUACUUGGAUGAUGAGAAAUCAUUCGAUUACCGCCAAGGCAAAUACAUUUAUGUAAACUACAAAUUCGAUGGCUCCAAAUUGACAAACCAUUUCGUACAGGCGCCCAAUUACGAUUCGAAAUCAUGGAUUGAACGUAUUGUAAUUGCUGGCCUCGAGCGUCAACCCAAAUCGGCUACCAUUACAGUCGAUGGAGUAACACAACAAUUGGAGGUAUUACCAUAUGAGAAGGGUUAUGCUGUGCGCAAACCAGCUGUAGCUAUACACAAAGAUUUUGAAAUUAAACUUAAUUAUUAGAACUAAUUUAAAUAUGUAAUAUGUACUAAGUUGUUUGUCCCCACCAAAACAGCAAACAUAAAAUGUAGUAAUUUCAAUUUUAACAUUGUUUUAAAAACGUGAUUAUAAUUUUACUCAAUUCCAUUUUGUUUAUUUUAUCAAUAACUUUGUAUUUUAAAUUUUCCCUUUUCUUUCUAAAUUGUAUUUUAAAUAUGUAUGUUUUUUUUAAUUGCUUUGCAAUAACUCCAGGCAAAUCAUCUCAAUACAGAUGAGCCAUUUACAAUUUGUAGCUAAAAUAAACUGAAGAAAAUAAAGACACUUUACUCUACUCAA
This is a messenger RNA of Calliphora vicina (urban bluebottle blowfly), 3133 nucleotides long. It is a transcript of the gene GCS2alpha, whose product is annotated as glucosidase 2 subunit alpha. The record is from RefSeq and is a predicted model, not a curated record. Gene Ontology annotation, molecular function: carbohydrate binding; alpha-glucosidase activity. The transcript has 7 exons. NCBI's taxonomy places the organism in Eukaryota, Metazoa, Arthropoda, Insecta, Diptera, Calliphoridae. The coding region runs from base 68 to 2821 and encodes 917 amino acids. Gene Ontology annotation, biological process: carbohydrate metabolic process; N-glycan processing.